This is a messenger RNA of Chenopodium quinoa (quinoa), 1957 nucleotides long. RefSeq names its product 60S acidic ribosomal protein P0-like. Gene Ontology annotation, cellular component: cytosolic large ribosomal subunit. The coding region runs from base 764 to 1741 and encodes 325 amino acids. The transcript is spliced from 5 exons. The record is from RefSeq and is a predicted model, not a curated record. Lineage: Eukaryota; Viridiplantae; Streptophyta; Magnoliopsida; Caryophyllales; Amaranthaceae. Gene Ontology annotation, molecular function: large ribosomal subunit rRNA binding; structural constituent of ribosome. Gene Ontology annotation, biological process: cytoplasmic translation; ribosomal large subunit assembly; ribosome biogenesis.
AAAUGUAUACUCAAUUGCAAGACCCAAAUUAUGCAACCUUAAUUCCACACAACAUCGAAAGACUUGAUAUAGACCCGUAACAAAGUUGACUCAAUCAAAUAAAAUUUGUCACGUGUAAUAUUUAUCUCUAUUAGAUAAUUUGACAACAAAUAUUACAUUACUUAACCUUUAAAUUAACAAUUUAUAACCCUCAUGGCCACAUAUGACAUAGUUUGACUUUCUCACUCAAAACCAAAUUGAAAACCCAAUAUUCAUUUGAGUUGUAAUUCAUACCUAACAAUAAAAGUUGAAUCUACUAUUACUCUUUUCGUUUCAAAAUAAUAGUUACAUUUUACACUAAUCUUAAAAUACAUUGAGUAAAUAUAUAAGUAAUAUAACCAUCGUUUCAAAAAGCUCUUACACGUAGUAAAUUGAAUUGGUUGCAAAAUUAAUAAAGGCCCAACAAAAUAUCUUCAUCACUAAUCACCACUCCGUAUGACUGAAUUAUCAGCCGAAAACCACGUAAAUAAAAAAAUCAAACAAACAUUAAUUAAUUCCAAAAAUAAUUUAACCCUCACAAAACUUUUCACCCAUUUAAAAAAUCACCACGUUUUACUUCCAUUAAAUCACAACCGUCCACCUCACCACAAAUCCACAAAACCCUACUUAUAAAAACCCACCACUCAGAUUUCACCCCCUUUUAUCUCCACAUUUCCCAACUCUUUUUUUUUUACCACUUUCUUCUACAGUUGAUCAUCAUCAUCUUUUUUCUUCAUCAUCAAAAAUGGCAGUCGGAAAAAAAGUUGUAAAAUCAAAGAUGGAGAAGAAGGAAAUUUACAGUGCAAAACUCAAAAAAUUGAUCGAUGAAUACUCUAAAAUUCUUAUUGUUUUUGCUGACAAUGUGGGUUCGAAUCAACUCCAGCAAAUUCGUCAAGGUUUAAGGGGUGAUUCUGUCAUUUUGAUGGGUAAAAAUACUUUGAUGAAACGUGCUCUUAAAUCUUACAUUCAAGAAACUGGUAAUGAUACCAUUCAACCUCUUAUUGGCCUUCUCCAGGGGAAUGUGGGUUUGAUCUUUACUAAGGGUGAUUUGAAGGAAGUUCGCGAGGAACUUGGCAAAUACAAGGUUGGUGCACCAGCUCGUGUUAACCUCGUUGCUCCUGUAGAUGUUGUCAUACCACCCGGCAACACCGGGCUCGAUCCAUCCCAAACCUCCUUUUUCCAGAUUCUGAACAUCCCAACCAAAAUUAACAAGGGUACAGUCGAAAUCAUCACUCCUGUGGAGAUCAUUAAGAAGGGUGACAAAGUGGGUUCAUCUGAGGCUGCGCUUCUUUCCAAGCUUGCAAUCAAGCCCUUCUCUUAUGGUCUUAUAGUCACGAUGGUUUACGAGGAUGGUUCGGUGUAUGAUCCGGAGGUGUUAGACUUGACAGAAGAUGAUCUCGCGGUUAGGUUUGCUUCUGGGCUUGCUAAUGUCACUUCACUCGCCCUCAGUAUCUCGUUUCCCACCCUUGCCGCUGCCCCGCACAUGCUCAUCAACGCCUACAAGAAUGUGCUGGCUGUUGCUGUUGCCACUGAUUACUCUUUCCCACGAGCUGAGGAAGUUAAAGAAUACCUCAAGGAUCCAAGCAAGUUUGCUGCUGCAGUAUCUCCAGUGGCUUCUUCUACCGGCGGUUCUGCUUCUGCCGGCGCUCCAAAGGAGGAGGAGAAGAAAGAAGAAUUAGAGGAAUCCGAUGAUGACAACAUGCUUAGCUUGUUCGACGAUUAGGGUAGUUUCCUUACCACGCAGAUAUCAUUAGUCAAGUAUAAUUAGGUGGGCUGGUUUUUCAUGUUUUUGGGUGUUGACCAAAACUUCUGUUUUCUACUUUUCUUUUUCUUCCUGUUUUAGCCUGCCUAUGUGUGCUCUGGACUUUGGUAAUCUACUCUCGAAAACUAUUUCAUAUCAUGUUCUACGAAGUACGGAGUAGUGAAUUUUUAUUAUCAG